Messenger RNA from Notolabrus celidotus (New Zealand spotty), 1885 nucleotides. It is a transcript of the gene ldhd, whose product is annotated as lactate dehydrogenase D. Gene Ontology annotation, biological process: lactate catabolic process. The coding region runs from base 39 to 1529 and encodes 496 amino acids. The record is from RefSeq and is a predicted model, not a curated record. The transcript is spliced from 11 exons. Gene Ontology annotation, molecular function: FAD binding; D-lactate dehydrogenase (NAD+) activity; D-lactate dehydrogenase (cytochrome) activity. Gene Ontology annotation, cellular component: mitochondrion. NCBI's taxonomy places the organism in Eukaryota, Metazoa, Chordata, Actinopteri, Labriformes, Labridae.
GUCAGUGUGACAUUGGUCAGACUCAGACAGGGUAAACAAUGUUGCAUGGACUGACAGUCGGCCGAGGACUGCUCUCUCAUGGGCGCUGCUUUCUACAGUGUCGACACCUCGGAUCGAACCCCGCAGCCAGGAGUGCUGCUCCAGACAGUGUGAUUUCAGCAUUCAGGUCUAUAUGUGGUGAGGAGUGCAUCUCACUAAGUGAAGCUGUCAGGAAUCAACACGGCAAGGAUGAGUCCAUACACAGAUGUCAGCCCCCAGAUGUGGUGGUGUUUCCACGAUGUGUGGAGGAGGUCAGCGCCUUGGCUAAGGUCUGCCACAACCACAACCUCCCCAUCAUUCCAUUUGGCACUGGAACGGGCUUGGAAGGAGGGGUAGGAGCAGUGAAGGGCGGCGUGUGCUUCAGUCUGAGAAACAUGGACCAGGUUCUGGAUCUCCACCAGGAAGACUUUGACGUGACGGUGGAGCCUGGUGUGACACGGAAAGCCUUGAAUAGCUACCUGCGUGACACCGGCCUCUGGUUUCCUGUUGAUCCUGGGGCGGAUGCGUCUCUGUGUGGCAUGGCGGCCACCAGCGCCUCUGGUACCAACGCGGUGCGUUAUGGAACGAUGAGGGAGAACGUUUUGAACCUGGAGGUGGUCCUGGCUGAUGGGACCGUCAUACACACAGCGGGAAAGGGCAGACGUCCCAGGAAGACUUCAGCCGGAUACAACCUGACUAACUUAUUUGUGGGGUCAGAAGGCACGUUGGGGAUCAUCACCAAGACUACUUUACGCCUGUAUGGCGUCCCAGAGGCGAUGGUGUCGGCCGUCUGCUCGUUCCCCUCCGUCCAGGCUGCUGUGGACAGCACAGUGCAGAUUCUACAGGCAGGAGUUCCCAUCGCUCGUAUUGAGUUUCUGGACGAUCUGAUGAUUGAAGCGUGUAACAGGUUCAGCUCCCUGUCAUACCCUGUGAGUCCCACUCUGUUCCUGGAGUUCCACGGCUCUGAGCAGAGCCUCAAGGAGCAGGUCCACACCACCGAGGACAUCACUCAGAGUAAUGGUGGUGCAGAUUUUCAAUGGGCUACAGACACCGAAGAUCGGAACCGGUUGUGGAAAGCUCGUCAUGACGCCUGGUAUGCUGCCCUGGCUCUCAGACCUGGCUGCAAGGCCUAUGCUACAGAUGUGUGUGUCCCUCUUUCUCGAUUGCCUCAAAUCAUCGUGGAGACAAAGGAGGACCUGAUCCAGAACAGAAUCACAGGUCCUAUAGCAGGCCAUGUGGGUGAUGGUAACUUCCACUGUCUGAUAGUGGUGGACCCCAGUGACCAGGAAGAGCAGCACAGGGUGCACCUGUUCACCGAGAGACUUGCCAGGAGAGCUCUGGCCAUGGAUGGAACAUGCACAGGGGAGCACGGUGUGGGCCUCGGGAAGAGAACCCUGCUCUGUGAGGAGAUGGGCCCUAUGGCUAUCCAGGUCAUGCAAGGACUCAAGGAUACCCUCGACCCAAAAAACCUGAUGAAUCCUGGGAAAAUUCUGCUGCCUAUCGAGCUAUGAGCACUGCUCAUGUCUAAGAGGAAAGCCACUGAACAUGAAGCUCCUCAUCAUGACCUGCUCACUCUUCAUCACUUGAUCAAAGGUUGGUGUCAGAGGGAAACCUCCUCUGAAUAGUGUUCAGUGUUUCCUUUCAAACAGGCCUUCUGGUUCUGAUAUAACCGACAGGGAUCACUCCAGUAUUCAAAACACAAACCAGAAUGUUUAAUGUAGACUCCAUUGUGGCAAAAAAUCAUUGCUGUCUCGUUUCAGUGCUGGCUAUUUAUUGUUAAACACUCUCCAACCUGUUUUAAUUGUGUGACCUGCUUACAGAAGUCUAAACCUGUUCUUUAAAAAACAAAAUAAAACACCCAGAGCAA